UUUUGACGAAUGGAUCAGAGGAUAUCGUACACAACACAUAUCAUUUAUACCACUCCGGAUGUAUAUCAUUCCACCUGAUAGCGUGUGUUCAUAUCAAGCAUUUCAGCAUGUGUCACGUUGUACAGGUGCGAGUUAAUACAAAGCACGGAGUUCGUUCAGCGCUCGGUACAGUAGUGUUGGUCACAUGACGCUCAGUUCACGCCCGCAGCAGCAGGCAGCGCGGUGAGUUUGUUUCAGCGACGAUAGGGUCAUUGGGUCACUGCGAUACAGGUUAUCUGUGAAUGUCUUAGUGGCAAACUGUAUGAGACAUAAUUAACAUGGAGUUUACGUUAUUGCUGUUAACAGUAGCUUUCGUGUCUGUGUUUUCGAUCCCACUAACUUUCCACAGUGUGAAAGACGAAAUCGAAAGUCACCGUGCUGAUGCGGAACGAAUAAUUAACCUGGUGGUCAAUGGAAGUGCUAAAGGACAGACAUAUAACCGACUGGCCGAGUUUGUGGACACAUUCGGGAGUCGUAUUGCGGGUUCUCAGAAUCUUGAAAACGCCAUUGAUUACAUAAUGAAGAAGUUGAAUGAGGAUGAUCUGGAGAAUGUACACGGAGAGUCCGCCAUGGUGCCCCACUGGGUGCGAGGGAAGGAGUCAGCCACCCUGGAGCAGCCACGGAUCCUACCCCUCAACAUACUGGGUCUUGGAGGUAGCAUCGGCACCCCUCCCGAGGGCAUCACGGCUGAGGUCAUUGUGGUCAAGACGUUUGACGAGUUGAAGCGGAGAGCUGCCGAGGCCCGCGGGAAGAUAGUGGUGUACAACGAGGACUGGGUAGGGUAUGGAGCGACUGUCCAGUAUCGUUCACUGGGAGCUGUGGAAGCGGCCAAAGUGGGUGCUGUGGCCUCCCUCAUACGUAGUGUGACCCCCUUCUCUAUAGACAGCCCCCACACCGGCUGGCAGGACUACAGCGACAACGUCACCAAGAUACCUACAGCCUGCAUCACGAUAGAGAUCGCCCAGAUGCUGCAUAGGAUGUCCUUGAGAGGGGAGAAGAUCGUCAUCAACCUCAAGAUGGAAGCUCAGAACCUGCCCAUGGUCAAGUCCAGGAACACAGUGGCUGAGAUUAAGGGCAGUACAUACCCGGAUGAAGUCGUGAUCGUGAGCGGCCACCUUGACAGCUGGGACGUGGGGCAGGGGGCUAUGGACGACGGCGGCGGUGCCUUCAUUUCCUGGCAGGCCCUGUCUCUCGUCCGCCAACUGGGACUUCGCCCUAAGCGUACCCUCAGGAUGAUCAUGUGGACUGGGGAGGAAGAAGGGCUCUGGGGCGCACAGGAGUACUUUAAACAACACAAAGCUGAAAUUCCAAAACAGAGCUUGGUAAUGGAAUCAGACAUGGGAACCUUCAACCCAAGAGGUCUCCAGUUCUCCGGCAACAAGGCAGCCACAGCUAUCAUGAAGGAGGUCGCCCAACUUCUCAGUUCCAUCAACAGGACAACCCUCUACAGUCCCGCAGAUGUCAGUGACACUACCCUUUGGGAAAAUAUCGGUGUCCCAAGUGGCAGCAUAGAGAACGACAACGAAAACUACUUCUACUUCCACCACAGCAACGGAGACAUGAUGACGGUGGAGAACUCCAGCGUCCUUGAUCUUUGUUCCGCCAUCUGGGCAGUGGCGGCGUACGUAGUGGCUGACCUUGACACCUUGCUCCCAAGGGAUACGGCACAAGGUCGACUUCAACUAUGAUCAAGUAGUUCAUAUCCGUCCGAUUUCGACGCGUCACGAUGCUCGUACGAAUAUGUUGCAUAUUAUAUCCACUCCUGUUAACGCCCCUAAAUCACGAUAGCACAACCUGGAAAUCAACGAUCACAUUAGUUUGUCAUGGUAUAACACCAACUCGAUCACUGUUUCAAAGGGUACCAAUCGUGACAAGCUCACGGUAUUGGCUCAAUCUCAGAUGUCGCGAAUGGAAGUAAUGUUUGAAAGGUAGGGUCUGACAACAUUAGCAUUGAUAUUGUAUGUUGCAGAGCUCUGGUCACAUGUUUGCAAUAAUAUAUUAUUUAGUUAAAUUUGCAUCUAAAUUUGAUGCGCAUAUACAUGGAGGAUCCGUUUUGUUAAUAUGGUUCGACAACUUAUUCGUAUUUAGUUCUGGAAAGCACAAUUAUUCGACACAGAAUGCAAGUCUAAUUUUGAACUUUGGUGUACUGGACGUUAAUAUGUUUUGCAAUGUUUAUUGUCUGAACAUGCGUGGUAACAGCUGUAUGUAUGGAUUGUUUCGGCGAGUAUAUUCAAUAUUUUUCUGCCCGAGUACAUGAGCAGAAUUAUUUAGUUAAAUCUGUUAUAUAUCAACGUUUUCACGAGUGUGUGUCUUUCACCCGAGUUUACCUACAGGAUACAAAAUACAUUAGUGUGUGUGUUAAGAUUUACAUACAGGAUAAAUUAAAUAAUACGUGGGGAAGUAUGAUAUGAUAAUAAUAAAUAAAUAAUACGUGAGGAGGUAUGAAUACACAAUGCCAUUUAGAAAGUGUUCAAAUGUAACAUGUAAUAUUUUGGAUCGCUGUCUCAGUAAAAUACAGAUCCUAGUACCUUUGUUAGUUUGAGUCACAUCCGGGAUUCGAACCCACUCUCUCAGAGUGUGGAUGGGACUCAUCCUAACGAAAGUACGAGAGUCGGUACUGAGAAUGUGUAAUCCGCGAUAUAACAUGUUACAUGCGUGGAAGUACAUUGACAUACACGCUGUUCUGAACAGAAUUCUGUUGAUAUUAUUCUCGAAUACAUGUUUUGUCAGUGGAAAAAUUGCUGAAAA
Molecule: messenger RNA, 2787 nt
Organism: Haliotis rubra (blacklip abalone)
Lineage: Eukaryota; Metazoa; Mollusca; Gastropoda; Lepetellida; Haliotidae
Product: carboxypeptidase Q-like
Exons: 1
Coding region: 318-1727 (469 amino acids)
Biological process (GO): peptide catabolic process; proteolysis
Molecular function (GO): metallodipeptidase activity
Source: RefSeq, a predicted model, not a curated record